AUGCUGCAUCAUCAAGCGAGAAAGCGGCCGCAUUAUAACGAGGAGGAUAUAAAAGCGCAACUGUCGCAAGUACAUCUCAUAGAGUUUGAUAGCUCGAAUGCACAGGACGAGUCCUUAGAGCUACUUGGACCGAUUUUGAAGAAUAUCAACGAAUCACAACAGGAGAGGGAUUAUAUAAAGGCCUUGGAUGCAUUCAUUACUGAGAAAGAUAGCGAGCUUGAAGAACAGUGCAAGUACAACUAUCAGGAUUUCGUCAGCUCUGUCAAGACUCUGUUGGGCGUACGUAAAAGUACGAUGCAAUUAAAGCAGAAGAUCGUACAAGUGAAUGAUGACAUGCAGUCUGCUGGAAGAUCAUUAGUUAUGAAGAAGAAAGAACUACUAGAAAUAAACAGAGUACACAAUAAUAUCAAUGACGCUACAGAAACUAUGCAGGCUUUCCAGCGUGUACUCGAAUUGAUGAAGAGAGUCGAUGAACUGAUAGCAAAUGGCAAAUACUACGCAGCUUUGCGCUCUUUGGAUGACCUGGCUAUAUAUCAAUUACCACCGUUAGCUAAUUACACACUCGGUGCACACCUUUUGGAAAGUAUUCCAGCGAUGCGUCAGACUGUCUGUGAUAGUGCAUCAUUUGAACUGAAAGAUUGGUUGCUUGGUAUUAGAAAUGUGCAAAGAGUCGUUGGUGGUCUCGCUCUCUCAUACACUAAUGAAAGACAACAGAAAUGGCGCACGAAGAAGCUCUCUGAUCCAGUAUACGCACGUAGUGGUAUAAAUUCACCGUUAGAAUUGGUUAUGAACCAGGAUGACUUUGAUCCACUUGAUAAUGAUCAAGUCUCCAUUGACUUUAAACCACUUUUGCACUGUAUACACAUUUACGACGCUUUAGCUGCUCGUGCUGAUCUUAGGAAAGCCUACCAAGAGGAUAGAAAAUCUCAAGCAGAUCUGAUCCUUUCAGCGAGAUCUAAUGAAGAUUUCUCUGAAUCUUUACAACAGUUGCUACAAGACGUCGUUGGAUUUUUCAUAAUAGAGAAACACGUAUUGGGUUUGACGAAUGGAUUUAGAAGUGAGAUUAAUGUAGAUGACCUUUGGGAUCUUAUCUGUUCGGGUAUUUCAAAUGUAGUCAGGGAAGGGUUACGCACUUCACAGUCUUAUCUCAAAGUUAAGGAGAACGUCAUGACUUUCAUAUGGACUUUAGAGAGAUAUGAAUUUGACGUACAACAAUUGAACACACUCCUUCACGCUCUGUUUGAAGAGUAUACUACCCUCUUACACGUCAACUACAAGCGUGAAUUGGAGACAGUCUUCAAAAAUAGUGAUCAACAAGCUUUGGUUGUAGAUUCAACGAAGGAUUUAGAAAGCGUAUUGGAAGUAUGCUGGGUUGACAGUUCUUCAUUUACAGCUGCAUACUCACAAAAACCGCCUAUUCACUUACCAUUUUCAAGUAUAUACCCAGAAGCAUGCAAGUUGUUGAGACGUUUCAUUGAUGACUUUUACAAAUACACCGAGGGAUUUUCGCAAAUAGAUACGGAUAGUUUGAUAGCCAGUGCCUUGGACAGACUAAUUAAGGAGGGUGUAGUGAAGACGCUUAGCGUGAUAUCAGAGGGUAUCUAUAACCUUUCUCAAGCGGUUCAACUUGCCGUCGACACUAGUCAUUUAGAAUUGGCUGCCGGAGAAUUAACAAACCUAUUGACAGCUCUACAUGGCGCACUAUAUGAUAAGUCACGGCCAACCAGUGAAUUGGAAUGCAAAAAAGACGUUCGCAAGCUCUCACAGCAGACAUUAACAAGAAUAAACACCCUGAUUGCUAACAAGCUAGACUCACUAUUUGAAAUGGCUGAGAUGGAAUUAACGCCUGAUUUCUCAAGCAGUUUGAAGACUGACGUCGAACCAAGUGAAUAUUUACGUGAAAUGACGGAUUAUUUAUCAUUCAUUAGUUCAUCAACCUUGACUAAUUUGCCAAGCUCAUUACGUGAACAGGCUUACACUAAUUCUGUGCAGCAUAUUGCUGAAGGUAUACUAGAUCUAAUCGUAGGCAGCGAAGUUGAUGUCAUAAAUGAGCACGGGCUGGAUAAUGUUAGAGUAGAUGUUAACUACUUGAUGGCACAAUCUAUUGAUGGUCGUGACCCGCCUACAUUGGUAGAACUCGACCAGAUAUUGAGACUUAUAAAGUUGAACCACGUCCAGGCAUACUUUGAGAGUUCUACAUUUAGAAGGUCGAAGUAUGCGAAUGUUACGCCAAAAAAUCUCUCAGCUGUUCUAGAUAAGCUCGCCAAGAGCCACCUGAGUCGAUGAAUUGUAUGAUGCAUUUUAAAUUUG
Wallemia mellicola CBS 633.66 is the source of this 2310-nucleotide messenger RNA. RefSeq names its product putative rsec15. The record is from RefSeq and is a predicted model, not a curated record. The coding region runs from base 1 to 2286 and encodes 761 amino acids. Lineage: Eukaryota; Fungi; Basidiomycota; Wallemiomycetes; Wallemiales; Wallemiaceae. The transcript has 5 exons. Gene Ontology annotation, biological process: exocytosis; intracellular protein transport; Golgi to plasma membrane transport. Gene Ontology annotation, cellular component: membrane; exocyst.